This is a messenger RNA of Macrosiphum euphorbiae (potato aphid), 669 nucleotides long. The record is from the annotation of a GenBank genome assembly. Lineage: Eukaryota; Metazoa; Arthropoda; Insecta; Hemiptera; Aphididae.
AUGCAUUAUUUUCUAAUUUAUUUCUAUGAACAAAAAUCCAUCACAACACAAGAAACAAAUACGGACGAUUGUGUUGAAGAAUAUGUUGUAAAUGAGGAGGAGUUUGAUGAUGAUGCGCCAUCAACGCAUGCAAAUUUGUCGUUUACUAAUCUAAUCAAACAAUUUCCACCAACUACAUCUUCUUCACUACAAGAGAUAGAUAUAGUUGAUACAGAUAUAAAUAAAGAAUCAUAUAUUUUUACAGAUGAAAAUCAAGAGCAACAUAAUAAUCAAAACAAUUCAACUUGGUCUCCUUUAAACUCAACAAAAAUGCUAAGAACAACAUCUAAAAAUCCAAAAUUAUUAUUUAAUAACAGUCAUCAAAAACAAUCUAACAAUAAGAAACAUUGCAUGACCUCAGCCGGUGAAAAGUUUGAAGACCUUGCAGAGACCAAAAUGGAGUUGGUAUCUCUGCAACAACAACUUGUUAGACAAGAACUUUUACAGUCGUCUAUUGAACACGAAACAAAAUUAAAAUAUAUGGCAGAAGAACAUGCAUUAAAACUUGAGAUCUUAAGAGUUGAGUUAGAAAUUAAAAAAAAAAAUAAUUUAAUUAAAUUUAAUAUAAAGCUAAUAAAAGCUAUAAAAAGCUUUUUUUUUAACUUUCUUAAAAUGUUGAGCCAUCAAUAA